Knipowitschia caucasica is the source of this 429-nucleotide messenger RNA. The record is from the annotation of a GenBank genome assembly. Lineage: Eukaryota; Metazoa; Chordata; Actinopteri; Gobiiformes; Gobiidae.
AUGGACCAGAAGAUUCCUUAUGACGACUACCAGCUGCCAGUGGUGUUUUUGCCUUCAUAUGAAAACCCCCCUGCAUGGAUACCACCACAAGAGAGGGUUCACCAUCCUGACUACAACAAUGAACUCACCCAGUUUCUGCCUCGCACUAUUGUCUUAAAGAAACCCCCCGGAGCACAACUGGGUUUCAACAUUCGUGGAGGCAAAGCUUCACAAUUGGGGAUCUUUAUUUCUAAGGUUGUUCCAGACUCUGAUGCGCAUCGAGCAGGGUUACAAGAAGGAGACCAGGUCCUCUCGGUUAAUGACGUGGAUUUUCAAGAUAUUGAGCAUUCACGGGCUGUUGAGAUUCUGAAGACUGCACGGGAAAUCCUCAUGAGAGUUCGGUUCUUUCCUUACAAUUACCAGAGACAGAAAGAGAGGACUGUACACUAG